AUGCUGGUGCUGACUGCCCAGCUGGCAAAAGUGAGCAUACACAGCUCUGUGCCCACAGGGGUUCCAUGGAGCGUCCUCAGGAGCUACUCAUCCGCCAGCACCAAGGAGAAGGCGAACAGGAACAGCACCUGUGAGAGGACGGAGCUGCUGGAAGUGCUCAAAGCUCGAGCAAAGCAACUCCAAAGCAGUGACGCCCCAGAGGUGACAGUCAACAAGGUGGAGCUGGCCCCGCUGGGCAAUGACAAGCACCAGAACCCUCUGCAGAAGGCCAUGGCCUCUGGCCCCACACAGGAGCAGCCAGUUCCCAGGGCAGGGCGGUGCCCAGACCGGCCCCACAGCUGGGUCGAGACGUUGCACAAGGAGACGUGCAUCCAGCAGCUGAAGUUGGAGCGGAAGUUAUCCAUGGCUGCCUCCCAGCUGGAUCUGGGAAGCCAGGCCAAGGCAGAGGCCAAGCCAAAGGCCAAGAUAAAGGCCAAGGCAGAGGCCAAGAUAAAGGCCAAGGCAGAGGCCAAGCCAAAGGCCAAGACAGAGGCCAAACCAAAGGCCAAGACAGAGGCCAAGCCAAAGGCCAAGCCAAAAGCCAAGGCAGAGGCCAAGACAGAGUCAAAGGCAAAGGCCAAGGCAGAGGCCAAGGCAGAGGCCCAGAUAAAGGCCAAAGGCAAACCCAAAGCAAAACCCAUGAAAAGCCUGAAGACUUCAAAAGUUCCAAAGGUGAAAGCAGCCACUACCUGGAGCCAGAGCUCCACCAGCCCCCUCAGCCUCUACAGCCACAGCAAGCCCAGGGUGGUGGCAGUGAAGGAAGGUGUGAAGCUGGAGAGGCCUCGGAGGGCACUGAAGGACAAGGACAGCAGCCAGCACAAGGAGACCAUCCAGUCCACCCUGGAGUGCUUCCUGUUCCUGCAGCAGCCGGAGCAGGCUGAGCGGAUCCUCAUGCUGUGCCACAGAUCUCCAGUGAAGCAGAAGCUGCUGGAUGUCAGUGCCUACAACAUCGUGAUGCGCUGCUGGGCCAGGAAGGGCUGCCUGCAGCACAUCGACGAGCUCUUUUCCGUGCUGGAGUCUGUCGGCCUGCGGCCCAGCCUGGACUCCUACGCAGCAGCACUGCAGUGCACGGGCCGGAACCAGUCGUCCCCCGAGGCCAUCUGGAGAUACCUGGAGCAGCUGAAGAGCGAUGGCUUCCACGUGGAUGAGCUCUUCCAAAAGUGCCUGUUUGAGGAAGAUGAGAAGGAGAAGAUUCUGAGGGCCAUCAGGACUGUCCUGCCCAACUACCAGCUGCCCCCUCCACCCAAGCCCCAGACCUGCAAGUCUACUCUGCUCCAGGACUUCUACUCCAAAGAAAAGGUGGUGUCAUACCCCAAGCUGGAUUUCUCUGUGGAGGAGUUGCAGGAGCGUUUCCAGCAGCAGCUGGAGAUGGAGUUGAACAACACCAUAACCAUCGAGUCAGUGGAGGCAGCCAAGCCCCCAACCCCGCAGGCUGUCAAAGCGCGUGAGCUGCUGGGCACCCUCCGCUCCCAGUGGCACGAUGCUGUUCUCCAGGCCCUGCAGAAGUCCAAGCACAGCAUGGCUAAGGCCAGGGCACUGUCAAAGUACAACAUGCUCUACCCCUACCUGUGCCUGCUGCCGGAUGAGGAGUACGUGGGCAUCAUGCUGCAGGUCCUCAACACACUCUCUCCACAAGGAGAGUCCCUGGCUGUCCUGGCCAGGGAGCUGAGCAACAAGGUCUACAGCAGGUACAUCACCCAUAGGAAGCUGCGCAGCCACCAGCUGGAGAAGCUGCAGGGUGUCUAUGAGGACUACAUCCACCUGCUGGCAAAGGACAGCCAGCCUGACCAGUACUUGCCACGGGAAUACUGGGAGAAGCUGGUGGCAGAAGCAGGCUUCGGUUCCUCCCUGACCUUGAAGGACUGCAGCUGGCCGUACGCGGUCCUCAUGCGCCUGGGCAUGCACAUGCUGGAGCUCCUGGUGAAGGCCGUCACGGUGCCCAGGAACCUCCUCAAUCCUCGUCUGGAGUCCAAGUCUAUUCCUGUCCUCUACCACGUCUACUCCUACCAGAACAUGUGGCAGGUUGGGCUGAUAAAGCCCCAUCCCAUCUUCUCCCAGAUUGUGACGGAUGCUGCAGAGACCACGCUGACCUUCCAUUCCUCUGCCAUGCCUAUGCUGUGUCCCCCAGUGCCCUGGACCUCCCCCCAUUUCGGCGCCUUUGUCGUGAAUGACACCAAGCUGAUGCGCUUCGUGGAUGGGGACAUCCAGCAUCAGCUGCUGCUGGAGCAGUGUCCGCCCGUGAACCUCCAUCCCGUGCUGGAUGCCCUGACCCAGCUGGGCAACUGCGCUUGGAAGAUCAACCAGCCGGUGCUGGAUAUCAUCAUCUCCAUCUUCAACGACAAAGGCAACGAGCAGCUGGACAUCCCACCGCCCCUCUCUGAGGCCCCCAAGCCUCCCACCGCUCCCGGCCAUUCCUCGACCUGGAGCAAGUCCCUCAAGCGCGAGCUGUUGCUGUGCAAGAAGAAGGCUGCAGAGAUGCACAGCCUGCGCAUGGACGCGCUCUACAAGCUCUCCAUCGCCAACUACGUCAGGGACAAGGUGUUCUGGUUCCCUCACAACAUGGAUUUCCGCGGCAGGACUUACCCGUGCCCGCCGUAUUUCAACCACCUGGGGAACGAUGUCACCCGGGCCAUCCUGCUGUUUGCAGAGGGGAGGCCGCUGGGGCCCAGGGGCCUCGACUGGCUGAAGAUCCACCUCAUCAACCUGACGGGGCUGAAGAAGAAGAACGCCUUGCAGGAGCGGCUGGAGUACGCCAACGAAAUCAUGGAGGAGAUCCUGGACUCAGCUGACCACCCGAUCACGGGCAGGAAGUGGUGGAUGAACACUGAUGAGCCCUGGCAAGCCUUGGCAUGCUGUAUGGAAAUCGCCAAAGCCUCAAGGUCCCCAGAUCCGGCAGCCUACAUCUCUCACUUCCCAGUUCACCAGGAUGGCUCCUGCAACGGGCUGCAGCACUACGCAGCGCUCGGCCGGGACCUCAUCGGUGCUUUGUCUGUCAACCUGAUGCCCUGCAGUGUCCCCCAGGAUGUCUACAGUGCGGUGGCCCAGCAGGUGGAGGAGUUUCGGAAGAAGGACGCCGAGCGGGGGGUGAAGAUCGCCCAGGUGCUGCAGGGCUUCAUCAGCCGCAAGGUGGUGAAGCAGACGGUGAUGACGGUGGUGUACGGGGUCACGCGCUACGGCGGCCGCCUGCAGAUAGAGAAGCGUCUCAAGGAGAUCGAUGACUUCCCUGAGGAAUACUUGUGGGAAGCGUCUCACUACCUGGUGAGGCAGGUGUUCAACAGCAUCAAGGAGAUGUUCUCAGCAACUCGAGAUAUCCAGCACUGGCUGACAGAGAGUGCCAAGCUCAUCUCCCAGUCGGGGCGGACAGUGGAGUGGGUCACACCGCUGGGGCUCCCCAUCGUGCAGCCCUACUAUCGCUUCAAGUCCACUGUGCUGAAUUGUGGCAUGCAGAACUUGAGCGUGAGAACCCCCAGUAGCAGCCAGAAGCCUGAUACUGUGAAGCAGAAGAACGCCUUCCCCCCCAACUUCAUCCACUCCCUGGACUCCACACACAUGAUGCUCACAGCUCUGCACUGCUUCAGGCAGGGUCUGACCUUCGUCUCAGUCCACGAUUGCUACUGGACUCACGCACUCACCGUGGACAUCAUGAACCAGAUCUGUCGGCAGCAGUUUGUGGCUCUGCACAGCGAGAAGAUCUUGCAGGAUCUGUCUGAGUUUAUGCUGGAGAAAUACUGCAGCCCCAACACAGAGACCAUAGCCGCUUGGCAGAAGAAACUAAUGGAGCAGCUGUCAAAUGUCCCCAGGACAGGUGAAUUCAACCUCAAGCAAGUGAUGGAUUCCACCUAUUUCUUCAGCUGAGCCAUGGCUGCCUGCAGAGCCCUGAGCUACCUCUGGACCUCUCUGGCUGCAGUGGGUGCCAGGCCUGUCCCCCAUCUCACGGGGAAGGGGGUGCAGCUGCCAGCCCAGCAAGAGACCUGCCCCACAGCGAGGUGCUGGGGCACUCUGGGACUCUGCAGGAGCAGCCAGUGGGGGCCAGGCUCUGCACUGCUUGCCAUCACUACCUGUGUCCCAGCACCUGGAGAGGGCACCCAGCCCUGAGCUGGGGUGGGGCCAAAGGGGGCAACAGUAGACAGGGCUGGCUCCCCUCAAACUUCACCUUCACUGUGAGCCCCAGCCUUUGCUGUGCUGUUGCCUGUCCUGGGGUGCUGUUCCUUUCCACCAGUGGAGCUCAGACCUGGAGGGACAGGCAGCCACUCUGGACACAGCAGGAGCCCUGGCCCUGCUCUUGGCUAUGGGGUGGGUGCUGCUCCAUGCUCUGCCCCAGCUCUGGGCACUGUCCCCACUCUGUAGCACAGCCUCUGCAGCUCCUGACUCCCGUUUCCAGGGCGGGGUUUUGCUGCUGCUCACUGGGGCUCAAACAGGGAAAACCACUAAUUCAGGGGUCAACAUGUACAGUACUGUAAAUAAAAUGGUUUUUGAAAUAC
Molecule: messenger RNA, 4520 nt
Organism: Manacus vitellinus (golden-collared manakin)
Lineage: Eukaryota; Metazoa; Chordata; Aves; Passeriformes; Pipridae
Gene: POLRMT
Product: RNA polymerase mitochondrial
Exons: 21
Coding region: 1-3894 (1297 amino acids)
Biological process (GO): mitochondrial transcription
Cellular component (GO): mitochondrial DNA-directed RNA polymerase complex
Molecular function (GO): mitochondrial promoter sequence-specific DNA binding; protein binding; DNA-directed RNA polymerase activity
Source: RefSeq, a predicted model, not a curated record